AUGAUGAACUUCCGUCAGAGGAUGGGAUGGGUGGGCGUGGCUCUCUACCUGCUGCUCAGCAUCAUGGUGGUGUACUAUGUCUUUGAGGUGCACACACUCAGUUUGGAGCGUGUGCAGGGAGGUGGCGUCAGUCUUUCAGCUCCACCCUCUGCUUUCACCUGGUCUCACCUGCUGUCACUUCCUGUCUGGAUAUGGGCGUCGGUCUUCCUGCUGCCGUACCUCCAGCUCUUCCUUUUCCUGUUCUCGUGCACGCGAGCUGACCCCCGUGCCGUCGGUUACUGUGUACUUCCUGUCUGCAUCGCCCUGCUGUGUAGUCGCCGCCACGCCACCCAGAGACCGACCAAUCACAGGGCAGGGUCAGUGAUUGACACAUAG
Messenger RNA from Paralichthys olivaceus (Japanese flounder), 375 nucleotides. RefSeq names its product transmembrane protein 251 (gene lyset). The record is from RefSeq and is a predicted model, not a curated record. NCBI's taxonomy places the organism in Eukaryota, Metazoa, Chordata, Actinopteri, Pleuronectiformes, Paralichthyidae.